UCCUGUUUUCCUGUUUACAACACAACACUGUGACUGUGCAGCGAUUUGCAUUCUUCUGCAUCUGCAGAUUUUCAUUCUCAUUCUACUGUGCUCAUCGUAUCGUAGUCUGGAGUUGGAUUGGAGUGUUUAAACUGAAGUGUGUUUUGAAUUUUGAUAUGUUCAAGUUGAGUGUUCUGCUAUUAAUCGCUGGGAUUCGGCUUGGAUCUGUACUGUGAAGUGAUUUUAAACGUAAUUUAAAUAUUACCCUGUAUAAAUAAGUUACAUCGGAAGUGAAUUAUUUUUAUCCCGUUCUAAUCAACAUCGCAGAACCUAACCAUCAAGCCAAUCAGUUUUAGGUGAUAACAUAAGACCUUUGGAAGCCGGUUUUGCAUUGUCGUUCAGUGAUGGAUUCGGCAAGGAAAAAUGGAUUUUACAAAUGGCUAGUCACUAUUUUCCAUUUUAUCGCAGCCAUCCAGUUUUCAUACAGUGUUUAUUAUGAUUACACGUUUGUAGUUGUGCCCAAAGAAGUGUUUCCAAUCAUGUCUGCGUUUGGUGGGAAAUUCAAGUUUCUGACAUUUUGGGAUGCUGUGAUGCAGUCGCUUUACUUUAUAAUCUGUACAUUUAUUGACUUGUUCAUCAGUGAACCCAGCCAUUCCUCAUUAGUCAAAGUCAAAGACUUUAUUCAUUCUAGUCUUGCAUUUCCAGUAGCCAUGUUUGUCGGAGUCACAUUCUGGGGUCUGUAUGCAGUGGACAGAGAGUUGGUUCUUCCCAGCAAGUUGGACCCGUAUUUUCCAACGUGGCUGAACCACAUCAUGCAUACCAACAUCAUGUUCUUCACACUGCUUGAGCUGCUGCUCACUUACCGCAAAUACCCCUCUAGGUCGAAGGCGCUUACGGCUCUUAUUGUCUUCCAACUGACAUAUAUAUCAUGGAUGCACUACGUCCAUUACCAGAGUGGGUUCUGGGUUUACAACGUUUUCAACGUUCUAAACUUGCCGCAGAGAGCCGCGUUUAUCGUCGGUUGUGUUCUGCUGGCUUGCGGUUUCUACUUCCUCGGAGAGAAGAUUAACUCUGUAGUGUGGGAGAGGCCAAAACGCCGGAAAGGGGAAGAAGUUCCUAUGCCAUAAAUGUUUGUCACAUUUUCUACAGAGUGCCAAUGGGAAGCAGACCUCAAAACACCGGAAACAUAAAUGAAAUUAUUUAAGACCAUAGAGUUUCCAAAAUUUCACAUUUGCAAUGUUAUAGUGCUUUAGAAUCGUGAUAUUUAGAAGUGCUAUACUUGUGUUAAGUUGGCCUGUUCUUGAAUUUAUCUGUUGUGAAAACUGCAUUGUGUAAAUACUGCAAUUAGUACUUAACUGUUGUUAGUCACCGACAAUAUCACAUUUAAAACCUGGAAUUUUUUCUGUAAAAUUAUUGAAUAUAGAAUGAAUAUUUGUAACAGGUGAUAUUAUCAGUUUAUUCAAAAGUUAGUGCUAGAGACAAUUACAACUUUGUCCACAGUUUUUUUUAAAUAUUUAACAUGUUUAAUUUAUAGCAAUCCUUCAAAUAUUCAUAGAAGAACUACUUUUUUAAAAUAAAAUACAAAUAUUUAGUCACUCCCUUACGAUACACUUUAAUCUAUUUGAAUUCCCCCAGUAAGAAAUAACCUAUAGUAGUUUAAUUCAGUUUACAUUUAAGUUAUUAAAUGGUAGAACUAUUCUCUCACAAGACUUUUUUCAAAAUAUUAAGCUGGCAUAUUGCGAGACAAUUUUGUACAUGAGUCAAAAUGUAGAAGGCUAGGUUCAUUAGCCUUGCCUUAAUCUCUUGCCUCUCUUAAUAGUGAUUGCUUGAACCAGUCAGUAGCAUAGGUAACAUAUCACAUGUAAGCAAUAUUUUACCAUAUAAAUACUGUAAUACUCUAUGCAAUGUGAUCGUUUGUGUGUGUGUUUGUUGCUAUAUGUUAUGAUUGCUUGAAUAUUUCGGGAUCACAGUCAAAAUAUGUUAUUAAUUUUUUAUUUAUUCAUUUUGGCUGGAUUUUGGGCAUUGAUUAGUCAAAACUUUUGAAGUGUAAUAGUUUUUCCAAGAUUAUUUGUAUGUACCUUCUAAAGUCAUAGGAACUCUGUCUAAACAAAUUAUUGUUGGUUUUACAUACUUUUAUAUGUUUUACAUUAAUAAAACAUGUUAUUAUUA
Molecule: messenger RNA, 2148 nt
Organism: Macrosteles quadrilineatus (aster leafhopper)
Lineage: Eukaryota; Metazoa; Arthropoda; Insecta; Hemiptera; Cicadellidae
Product: androgen-induced gene 1 protein-like
Exons: 6
Coding region: 384-1106 (240 amino acids)
Cellular component (GO): membrane; endomembrane system
Source: RefSeq, a predicted model, not a curated record